Molecule: messenger RNA, 2274 nt
Organism: Brassica napus (rape)
Lineage: Eukaryota; Viridiplantae; Streptophyta; Magnoliopsida; Brassicales; Brassicaceae
Product: MLO-like protein 6
Exons: 13
Coding region: 295-2148 (617 amino acids)
Biological process (GO): defense response
Cellular component (GO): membrane
Source: RefSeq, a predicted model, not a curated record
AUGUUAUUGAAAAAGUCAUAAUAAUGGUUUCAAAGUCAAAAACUUUGAACUUUUCAAGAAAUGACUACUCGCCGGUCGUCUUCGUUCACCUUCGUCUCUCUGUUUAUAUUAUGUCAUAAAGACGUAUUUUCAUGAUUGCAAAUAAACAAAGAAACAAACAAAAGGAAUACUAUAAAAGUGCGUUUCUUAAUUUUAAAUUCUUUGGAAUGUAUACUAUACUUAUUAGAUAGUGUUUACGGGGAGAAAACGUUCCAAAGGAAGGCUUUUUAGCUUGAGGUUGUUCUGUGAGCUCCAAUGGCUGAUAAGGUAGAUGAAAGAACGCUACAGCAGACUUCCACGUGGGCGGUCGCCGUGGUUUGCUUCUUCUUGCUUCUCAUUUCGAUUGUCAUUGAGAAACUGAUUCACAAAUUAGGAACCUGUUUUAAAAGGAAGAAUAAAAAAGCUCUGUAUGAAGCUCUUGAAAAGGUGAAAGCAGAGCUUAUGCUGAUGGGAUUCAUAUCACUACUGCUAACAAUUGGACAAAACUAUAUAUCACAAAUUUGCAUCUCCGAGAGCAUCGCAGCAUCAAUGCGCCCUUGCAGUAAAUCAGAAGAGUUGCAAGAGUAUCCACCUAAGAACAAAGAUACUGGAAAUGACGAAGGAGAUGAAGAAACCUCUGGUCGAAAGCUUCUCGAAUUAGUCGAAACUUUCAUUCCUCGGAGGAGUUUGGCUACCAAAGGCUAUGACAAAUGUGCAGAGAAGGGAAAAGUGGCUUUUGUAUCGUCGUACGGUAUGCAUCAGCUGCAUAUAUUCAUUUUUGUUUUGGCCGUUUGUCAUGUGAUCUACUGCAUUGUUACUUAUGCUUUGGGAAAGAUCAAGAUGAGAAGGUGGAAGAGGUGGGAAGAGGAGACAAAGACAAUCGAAUAUCAGUAUUCACAUGAUCCUGAGAGGUUUAGGUUUGCAAGGGAUACAUCUUUCGGGCGUAGACAUCUGAACUUCUGGAGCAAGUCAACUAUUACUCUUUGGAUUGCAUGUUUCUUCAGACAGUUCUUUGGAUCUGUUACCAAAGUUGAUUACUUAACACUGAGACAUGGUUUCAUCAUGGCCCAUUUGGCUCCUGGGAGUGACGCGAGGUUCGAUUUCCGGAAGUACAUUCAAAGAUCAUUAGAGGAAGACUUCAAAACCAUCGUCGAAAUCAGUCCUGUGAUCUGGUUUGUGGCUGUGCUAUUCCUCCUUACCACCACACACGGAUUGAAUUCUUACCGCUGGCAACCAUUCAUUCCCUUAGUUGUGAUACUUAUAGUUGGAACGAAACUUCAAAUGAUAAUAACAAAACUAGGACUUCUAAUCCAAGAGAAAGGAGAGAUAGUGAAAGGUAUGCCGCUUGUUCAGCCCGGUGAUCAUCUCUUCUGGUUUGGUCGUCCACGAUUCAUUCUCUUCCUCGUUCACUUGGUCCUUUUCACGGUACUAUACACAUACCUUCACGAUCUAUUUUCCUUCCUUCUUACAACAACAAAACUAAACAUGUUUAACAAUUUACAGAAUGCGUUUCAACUAGCGUUCUUUGCGUGGAGUACGUAUGAGUUUGGGAUUAAGAACUGUUUCCACAAAAGUACUGUAGAUGUGGUCAUCAGAAUUUCAAUUGGACUUAUUGUACAGUUUCUUUGCAGCUACGUUACUCUUCCUCUUUACGCUCUUGUUACUCAGAUGGGUUCGAAGAUGAAACCGACAGUGUUCAACGAGAGAGUAGCAGUAGCUUUAAAGAGUUGGCAUCACACUGCCAAGAAGCAGAUCAAACAUGGAAGAACCUCAGAGUCAACGACGCCUUUCUCUAGCCGUCCAGCUACACCUACGCACGGUUCUUCUCCGAUACAUCUCCUUCGCAACGUCCACAAACGAAGCAGAAGCGCCGAUGAGAGCUUCGCUAACUCGCUGUCUCCGAGGAGAAACUCUGACUUCGAUACGUGGGAUGUUGAGUCGCAACAAGAACCUUCUUCUUCUUCCAUAAAGUAUCAUUCUAGGUUUAGGGAAGAAGACUCAGAGAAGAAGAAGGCUUCUUCUUCUUCUUCUUCUUCUUCAGCUGUGGAGCUUCCUCCUGGACCUGGAAUAAUAAGAACUCAGCAUGAGAUUAGUACUAUUAGCUUAAGAGAUUUUUCAUUUAAGCGAUGAUUUUUAUUUAUAAAAAAAUUUAUUAUUACUAUUAGUGAUGAUUUUUUUAAUAUGUUUAUAAUUUUAUAUUAAAACAAUGUCCUUGUGCACGUAAUUAUUUCUCGUUUAUGUAGAAUCUGAAAAUCA